AUGCGCCUUUUCGUCAGUGCUACGCUCUUCGCCGUUGCGGCUGCUCGUGCUUGUCCCGGGCGGAUUAGUUGUUACUCACCGCCACCCGGAGAUGUGAACAUCUCGUCAUUUCAACUGUAUCCGGAAAACGCAUGCUUUGACCCAAAAAGAUGCGUCGCAUAUUUGAGCGUUCUAUUCAACGCUUCAGUCGCAGUCUAUGAUCCAGCCAAGAAUGACGUGACAAACGUUAUUACCUUCCCGGGUCUAACUGGCAACCCUGCUUUGCAUGCCACUGGAGUACGAGUCGAUCCACUGGAUCGUCUCUCUGUGGUGAUUAACGCUGGAGCCGCGUUUGACACCCUCGGGAAAGAUAUAUCCGGCGAUAGCUUCCUCGUCAAGUACGACUUGAAGACGAGGCAGACAGUCUUUAAGGCAAACUUGACAGCCGUUUCACACGGCUUAUACGGCGGGUUCCAAGACGUUGAACACAAUAAGGAGGGAGACUCGUUUGUGUUGGGAACCUACGGCAGCAGCAUAAUCCGAGUGAGCACCGAUGGCAAGCACAUCGUCCCAUGGUUCGUCGGUACCACUCCAACUUCCAACGUUGGCUUUACUGGUCUCGCCACAAGCGGCCACAACCUCUUUGUUGCAGACCAGACGGACGGGCAACUGUACCGCUUCGACACUCGUCGUGAAAGGGGAGAGCCGGUCCGAAUUCCCCUCGGCCAUGGUAAUGAGACUAUUGGGAAGGACCUUGACGCCGUCUACAUGCCGCCGCGGUAUAAUGGCAGAAUCAUCCUUGUCUCUGAUCUUAAUCUCGGCACUGUCGUGCUUCGUUCGCGAGACGCGAGCUGGAAUUCUGCCGAGAGGCUGGGGAGCAUUCCAAGUCCUUAUCACGACCAGGGUGGGAUUUCGGUUGCUACGGUGCAGAUUGGAGACAGGAUUUACUCUUUGAAUUUGUUCUUGGGUGAAACAAAUACGGUCCCUGAUGGAGACGACACAAACAGGACAGACAAUCCAUUGCAAGACAUCUCGGCCGAAGUCGAGAGGCUGUCUUUGUUGUGA
This is a messenger RNA of Metarhizium brunneum ARSEF 3297, 1044 nucleotides long. Its product is annotated as Trichothecene biosynthesis protein 14. The record is from RefSeq and is a predicted model, not a curated record. NCBI's taxonomy places the organism in Eukaryota, Fungi, Ascomycota, Sordariomycetes, Hypocreales, Clavicipitaceae.